Somion occarium is the source of this 3733-nucleotide messenger RNA. NCBI's taxonomy places the organism in Eukaryota, Fungi, Basidiomycota, Agaricomycetes, Polyporales, Cerrenaceae. The record is from the annotation of a GenBank genome assembly.
AGGUCGAAUGGCUGAGAGUGAGAUUCAUACUGUACGCGUUGGCGAGAAAGAGGGCAUAUUUGAGAGGGCAGAGAGAUGGAUGGCGGAUAGCAAGCGGAAGGAGGAGCCGAUGAGAAUAGGGUUAGACCGAUAAAGACAUGUGGUGUUGCACCUUUCCUCCGUCCGUCCACGAAUUGCGACCAUUCACGAUUCACGACGAGAGGUUGUUGCUUCAGAGCCACGUCCGAUUUGUUUUUUCAUCUCCAACACGGCUUUAACGUCGGUUGUUUCACCAAACGGGCUACAUUCUGGACCCUGCGCAUGCCACCAUGGACCAUUCCAGUCGCUACUCUUCCUCCUCAUCUCAACAACGCCUUUUUCAAUCCCAACAACUCCCUCCGCCUCAUCAGCUUCCUUCCUACGCAGCCUCCUUCUCUCGCUCAAAUGUCCUUCCCCCGAUAUCCCAGAUUCCAUCCUCGGGAAGAUAUCCGCCACCGUCAUACUCGCAUCCUUCCUUGAGCAAUACAGCGCCUGCUCCCGUUCUUCCCGGCUCUUCACACCUUCCCUUUUCUACCCACAGAACCUCAAGCUCGAGAGAUGAACUUCCCCAGAUCUCCCCUCCCCUGCGCCAUUCCGAUUCACGAUCCAGCUUCCGCGACCGCGUCGAGUCUCCUCGCGAGUCGCACCAUCCGCGACAGCCCCCACCCCAGUCCGAACCAGUACAGAUGAAGCAGGAGGUGGACGAUAACAUGCCCGCCACCAGUGACUUUGUCAAGAAGCUUUACAAGUGCGUUCUUGCUUACUCGCUCCCUGUAUGCGUACUGAUCUGUCCUAGAAUGCUCGAAGACAAGUCCUUUUCGCAUGUCGUCUGCUGGGGUCCUCAGGGCGACAACUUUGUGGUCAAGGACAUGAACGACUUCACCAAGACCAUUCUUCCACGCAUGUUCAAGCACUCCAAUUUUGCGUCCUUUGUUCGUCAGCUUAACAAGUAUGACUUUCACAAGGUCAAGAACACUGAUGACAACCAGUACGGCGAACAUAGCUGGACGUUCAAGCACCCCGACUUCCGUGCCGAUCGACGCGAUGCUCUGGAAAACAUCAAGCGCAAAGUCCCCGCCGCACGCAAGUCCACCGGUAGUGUUGCUGCUCGCGGUGCCAACUCGCCUACACCAUCUGCGCCGAGUGCUUCAGUAGAUGCCAUACAAGCCCAGAUGGAUCGCAUGCAGAGGACGCAAGACGAGAUGGCUACCCAUAUAAGCAACCUCGAACGAAAUUACCAAAACGUGCUCAACGAGAUGGUCAACUUUCAGAGGAAUAUGGCACAGCAGGACGGGUUGAUGCAGAACCUUAUUCAAUACUUUUUGCAACUGGAAAACGGACGAACGAAAGCGGAGGACCUCUCAUCACAUGCAACUCAACAAGGCUUUGCGUCCGACCCCAACCCCUUCCUCCCCGUCACAGAGGCCCAAAGAAUCAUGGGCGGCGCGUAUCCCGACGCCGACGACCUUGCGCGUGCUUCCCUAGCUCAGAUGAACGAAAUAUCCAGACGCGCUGAAGUGGCCGGAAUGACAUUCUCUACUGAGCCCCAGCCGAGUCAGAACCACAUGAACGGUUCUGCGCCCAGUUCAUCGAGGCAGAAUGGGAACGCGGAGGGAAGACCAUCGAGUAGUAUGGGUAGAAUCAUGGAAGCUGCGAUAGGACUUUUACAAACUGACGACACGCCUGUCCGACCCAUGAGUCGACAAGAUGCACUUGCGAGGAUCGAAGAGUUGACUCGGAACCGACCUGCCUCCGCACAAGGUCUUGCGCAGCCUCCUCAGCCUGCUCCAGAUAUCGGACCAUCCAAUACAGCAUACGAAAACGAGACGUUUGGUCAUAUACUCAACCCCAUUGAACCCCCAGCGCAGCCGCAACCCUCUCCGAGCGAGGUCCAUCCGGAUUUACGAUAUGGCGUACCUAUGAGCCAUGGUUCACUCUCGCAUGAGGGUUUGCAGGUGUUCACUGUCGGACAUCUGAUGCCCAAGUCGAAUAUUGAAGACGCUAACGGGAACUGGAGUUUCGACCCGAACUCGUUGAACGCCAUGGUUAUGCCUACGCCACAAGGUAUGGGCGGGGACCCCCCACAAGAAAGUGAACGCCAGACCCAAAAUCCGCUCUCCAUCGCCGAACUCACUUCACCUACGCCUUCACCCUCACCCUCACCUUCGUCUUCACGAACUGCUUCAACCGGACGUCCUGGAAGCGCGCAGACAUUACGUGUCAGGCGUAGUACAUACGUUCCUGGAUGGGCUGUUCCCCCUAGAGUGUUGCUUGUGGAUGAUGAUGUGGUUAGCAGAAAGUUGAGUAGUAAGUUCUUGCAGAUCUUUGGGUGUACGAUCGACGUUGCUGUCGAUGGUGUUGGCGCGGUUGAGAGGAUGAAUUUGGAGCGGUAUGAUUUGGUGCUUAUGGAUAUCGUAAUGCCGAAGCUGGACGGUGUAUCAGCUACAUCGUUGAUUCGACGGUUCGACCAUAUGACACCUAUCAUCUCGAUGACUUCGAAUUCCAGGCCGGCAGAGAUCCUCAAGUACUACUCAUCGGGCAUGAACGAUAUUCUGCCCAAGCCGUUCACCAAGGACGGUCUUUUCGAUAUGCUCGAGAAACAUCUCAUGCACCUUAAAGUCAUCCAAACCAUGUCCAAAGUCCCUCGCUCAAUCGGCGUACCACCACUCUCCGACGCGUCUUUCGACCAGGCGCUUGCAGUCCAAGCAUCCACCAUGGUAUCCUCCCUUGAUCCUUCCUCGUCUACCUCCACAGCCGGCUCAUCCUCAACGAACCUCACCAACCCGUCCAACGUCAUGAACGCCGGCGGAUUCUCGUUCUCAUUAGGGGACGAUGAUGGGAAGAUUAACCCGUUGGCGGGUAUGGGUCUGACGGAUGAACAGUAUUCGAUGAUCCUUCAAAACCUGGUUAGUGGCGAGACUUUCAUGGGUAUCGGAAGUUCGUUGGAUGGGAUGGGUAUGGGUGCUAUGGGCAUGGGUAUGAAUGGUAUGGGUAUGGCCGGUGGAAUGACUGGUAUGGGUGUCGGUGUCGGUGUUGGGAUGAGCAUGGGUGGGGAUGGGUUGAAGAGAGGAUUAGAUGAUGUUGGUGAUGGAAGGGAUGGGAAGAGGGGGAGGUUUGAAGUGAUCGAGUAAGUUGAUCAGAUCGUACGUCGUCACAACCCUCGGCCAGGCCUCUACGUUCUCUCCCUACAAUAUAUCCAUAAAGUUUCGAUUUGUACAAACUGAACUCUUGUAUACCUACGAUACAUUUCGUUUUACAUCUGCCCUUGUUUCUCUUCCGCCUCUCUUUCUUUCUCUUCAUCUCUCUUCUUAACGCCACCUUCAGCUUUCUCCUCACCAUCAUGCUCAGACCUCAAUACUUGUAGCAUUUUCGAUAACAUUUCUCCUCGGUGACUACAUAACCAUGCCACAUUCAUACCUACUCAUACUAACGCCCAUGUUCUAUGAUCCCCAAUUUCCCCUUUCAACUUACCUCUUUUACCCCUCGUUUUUCGUCCCUUAUCUACCCUCAAGUUUAUAUUCCUUUUCUUCUCGCUUUUUUGCUUUAAUGACUCUUGACUUUCUCACAAGCUACAUACGAAUUUUUUGCAUUGAGUACUACUAGCAGUCGGUCACACUUAUGUAUCGAGUACGAGUAUACGGUGUAUUUGUACGCUUUUCGCUCGCGAUUGUUUUGUCAUAAGCGAUUUUAGUAUAAUACUACUUAUUUCUGAUUC